GGAUUGUAUUUGUAUAUGUUGGUAUAUCAAAGUAGCUGAAAUUGGGAGCCCAUAUGUCAGCCAAGUUAGUGCUCUCCAUUCCCCACAUAAAAAGAUUCCAAUGAGAAAACAACCUCCCUAACUCCUUUUUUCACACUUUUCUCCAAUCAUUCCACACUACUUAUUACAUCAUAAACCAAAGCAACCUCAUUUGAAACGAAGAAUGCCCUGCCCACUCCCAUCCCUAUAAUCGAAUUAAAAUAUGGAAAGCCCCGCCUUAUUCUCCCUCCUCCGGCGCCCUAAACAACCAUCCAAGAGCGGCGGCGGUGGCCUCCUGCGCAUGUUCAAGCUCCUCCCCAUGCUGACGACCGGGUGCAAGAUGGCGGCGCUGCUCGGCAGCCUCCAGCGGAAACCCCUCCUGACGGACAAGGCGACGACGGUGACGCUCUUCGGAUACCGCAAGGGGAGGCUGUGCCUGGCCAUCCAAGAGGACCCUCACCGGCAGCCCGUGUUCGUGAUGGAGCUGCCCAUGCUCACCACCGCCCUCCACCGGGAGAUGGCGUCGGACAUGCUCCGGAUCGCGCUGGAGACCGACACCAAGAGCCACAAGAAGAAGCUCCUCGAGGAGUUCGUGUGGGCCGUCUACUGCAACGGCAGGAAAAUCGGCUACUCCAUCCGGAGGAAGAACAUGAGCGAUGACGAGGCGCAUGUUAUGCAGCUGCUAAGGGGAGUCUCCAUGGGCGCCGGCGUCCUGCCCAGCCUCUCCGACAAGGAAUACGCCGUCGACGGCGAUUUGACAUAUAUAAGGGCCAGAUUUGAUAGGGUUGUCGGAUCCAAGGAUUCUGAGUCGUUUUACAUGAUCAAUCCUGAAGGUGCUUCUUCACCCCAAGAGCUUAGUAUUUUUUUCCUAAGGCUUCGCUGAUUUUUCAUUUAAUUAUUUCUUUUUUGGGUUUGGGUUUGGGUUUGGUUAUACUUAUACGUAAGUAACGUACGUACACUACUGAGUUUUGUGCAAUCAUGCGAGCUACUUAGAUUAUCUCUCGUUUUUCUAAUUUUCAAAUAUACUUAAUAUGGUAAGUUUCCAUUUUUUGGUUUCUA
This is a messenger RNA of Salvia miltiorrhiza (redroot sage), 1077 nucleotides long. Its product is annotated as protein MIZU-KUSSEI 1. The record is from RefSeq and is a predicted model, not a curated record. Bases 242 to 901 code for a protein of 219 amino acids. Gene Ontology annotation, biological process: hydrotropism. The transcript has a single exon. NCBI's taxonomy places the organism in Eukaryota, Viridiplantae, Streptophyta, Magnoliopsida, Lamiales, Lamiaceae.